This is a messenger RNA of Lampris incognitus (smalleye Pacific opah), 2736 nucleotides long. RefSeq names its product arylsulfatase G (gene arsg). Lineage: Eukaryota; Metazoa; Chordata; Actinopteri; Lampriformes; Lampridae. The coding region runs from base 740 to 2413 and encodes 557 amino acids. The transcript has 11 exons. The record is from RefSeq and is a predicted model, not a curated record. Gene Ontology annotation, molecular function: arylsulfatase activity.
CGGUGGCUGGUGGCUGGUGUGAGGGGUGUAUACGGGAGCAGCGCUGGAGGCCGGUGGCUGGUGUGAGGGGUGUAUACGGGAGCAGCGCUGGAGGCUGGUGGCUGGUGUGAGGGGUGUAUACGGGAGCAGCGCUGGAGGCUGGAGGCCGGUGGCUGGUGUGAGGGGUGUAUACGGGAGCAGCGCUGGAGGCCGGUGGUCUCGGGUAAAGCGGCUUUAGCAGCAGCGGCAGCAGCAGCGUUCUGGAGAGGUGGCGGGGGAAGCAGAAGACUCUGCAUGAAUAAUCGUCUACAAAUCAGCUUUACUCGUCACCCGCCGGUGGCAGGGUGGGUCCGUGUGUCCUCGUGCCCUGCUCUGAUCAAUAACCAGCAGAGGAACACGGACGACACGUGAGAAGCGUCCAGAACAAACAUGAAACUGGUUCGGUCUGCCUCGGUGAUCUCUGGACCCUCUCUUGUUUAGCAAACAAGGCGCUUUGCUGUCGUUUCCCGUGCCAGCCCAGGUUUCCCGGCCAGCCCAGGUUUCCCGGCCAGCCCAGGUUUCCCGUGCCAGCCCAGGUUUCCCGGCCAGCCCAGGUUUCCCGGCAGGGUGGAACUCUUCUGCUGUCUGGAGACAGGACGAGCAGCUGAGCAGAUCCAGGAUCCGCGGUUCGGAGAUCCAGGAUCCGCGGUUCGGAGAUCCGUGGCUUUAAUAUUCCCAGAGUGACAUCACGGUGGAUGAAAGUCUCCGUCCUCGGGUCACCAUGGCCGGGGGUUUGGUCCUGCUGCUGCUGUCUGGGGUUUUUCUCUGCGGGCUUCUGUUCCACAUGGAGAGUCAGCAGGGCAUCAGAAGCGAUGAACCCAGAAAGAGACCCAACUUCAUCGUCAUACUGGCGGACGACAUCGGCUGGGGCGACCUGGGAGCCAACCGGCCCGGGCCGAAGACAAACAACACGCCUCAUCUGGACCUGAUGGCUCAGCAGGGAAUCAGACUGACAGAUUUCCAUUCUCCGGCCUCCACAUGUUCUCCGUCACGUGCUGCCAUCCUGACGGGCCGCUACGGCUUGAGGAACGGCGUCACACACAACUUUGCAGUGGGCUCAGUGGCCGGCCUGCCGGGGUCAGAGGUCACCUUCGCCCAGUUGCUGCAGGCGGCGGGUUACUACACCGCCAUGCUAGGAAAAUGGCACCUCGGCCACAAUGGACAGUACGGGCCCACUGACAGAGGGUUUGACUACUUCCUGGGCAUUCCUUACAGUAAUGACAUGGGCUGUACAGACAGACCGGGCUUCGACCUCCCGUCCUGCCCGCCGUGUGAUGUCGGACCACUGCCGUUGAGGUCAGGGCGAGGCUGUUACUCCUGGGUGGGUGUCCCGCUGGUGGAGAACAGCAGUGUGGUGGAGCAGCCACUGGACCUCUGGACUCUAACACAGAGAUACAAAUCCACUGCAGCCAGAAUCAUACGAGACGCACGGAAGCGAGGGCAGUCCUAUCUGCUCUACAUGGCUUUGGCCCACAUGCACGUCCCCCUGGCCCCACCUGAACCUGCUGGGGCCUCCCGGCCCAGCCGGCCAGGCGCCAGCGAGGUGUACGCUGCUAGCCUGAGAGAAAUGGAUGACGUGGUGGGAUGGAUAAAGAGCGUUUCUGAUGAUACGGACAGAGACAACACGCUCAUCUGGUUCACAGGUGACAAUGGUCCCUGGGAGGAGAAGUGUCAGUAUGCAGGAAGUGCAGGACCCUACCAGGGGAGGUGGCAGACCAUGAGAGGCGGCAGCUCAGCGAAGCGGACAACGUGGGAGGGGGGUCACCGGGUGCCCACGCUGGCCUACUGGCCAGGCACGAUUCCUGCAAACACCACCAGCUCUGCCCUGCUCAGUGGUAUGGACAUCUUCCAGACGCUGCUGUCUCUGGCAGGGCUGCAGCCUCCCUCCGACCGACGGUAUGAUGGGAUUGAUGCCACCGACGUUCUCCUGCAUGGAGCACAGACCGGACAUGAGUUCCUCCUCCAUCCUAACAGUGGCGCUGCAGGCAGGUUCGGGGACCUGCAGGCUGUCAGAACAGGGAAGCACAAAGCUUUCUACAUCACAGGUGCGGCGGUGGCGUGCGGAGGAGGAACAGGAAGAGCAGAGCUUCACGACCCACCGCUGAUAUUUGACCUGGAGCGUGACGAGGGGGAGAAGACGCCGCUGGAGACCGCCGCCGAGGAGUACCAGGCGGCUCUGCAGCGGGUCAGCGUGGUGAGGGACAGAGUGCUGUGGGACAUCGCCACCGACCGAUCCGUGUCCACUGCAGACUACACCACAGACCAGUCGGCAGUGCCCUGUUGUGACCCGCAGCAUGCCGCCUGCCGCUGCGAUAUGAGGACGGACACACACACACACACACACACACACACACACACACACACACACACACUGGGCUCGAUUAGUCGUGUGUAGUUUGUUUCCUGGACGUUGACGGUUCAGAGGACAAACACGACUGGACGAGUGCAAACAAACAGAACAUCUGAGUAGAACAUCUGUGACAUGAUACAUGAGACAUGUGACAUGAGAACAGACCCGGUCUGAGUGAUGAGGUUCUCCGCCCGCUGAGAACAGACCCGGUCUGCGUGAUGAGGUUCUCCGCCCGCUGAGAACAGACCCGGUCUGAGUGAUGAGGUUCUCCGCCCGCUGAGAACAGACCCGGUCUGAGUGAUGAGGUUCUCUGCCCGCUGAGAACAGACCCGGUCUGCGUGAUGAGGUUCUCCGCCCGCUGAGAACAG